Eufriesea mexicana is the source of this 3774-nucleotide messenger RNA. Its product is annotated as centrosomal protein of 135 kDa. The transcript has 21 exons. Bases 1 to 3714 code for a protein of 1237 amino acids. The record is from RefSeq and is a predicted model, not a curated record. NCBI's taxonomy places the organism in Eukaryota, Metazoa, Arthropoda, Insecta, Hymenoptera, Apidae.
AUGAGUAUGGAAGAUGAAUAUAAUAUAGCUACAAGAUAUCGAACUGUACGUAAACAUUUAGACAGUUUAGGAUAUAAACAAGCACUUACAUUGGAUGCACUUCCUCUGAUAGAGAAGUUGUUGGCUGAUUUGAUACAAACAACAGAAAGUUUGAAACAUUUUAAAAGUAUUGCUCAAGAAAAUAUUGAGGCACACACUCAGUUGCAAUCAACAAUUGAUCCUUAUAAAUGUGAUAAUGUAAGGCUGGUACAAGAAUGUAACCAGCUUCACUUAGAUUUGAUAAAAGAAAAGGAAAAUCAUCAAAAGCAAAUUAAGGAUUCCAAGAAAGAAAUAUAUAAAUUAGAACGUGAAUGUAAUGAUCUUCAACUAGCAUCUUCUCGUAAUUUACAUAGAAUCAAAGAACUAGAGAUUGAAUCAGCUAAUAAGUCAAAGAGAAUUUUGGAAUUACAAGGAAAAUGUUUAAAGCCGAUUAUCAGCAAUGUUGGAUUGGCUUCUAAGAAACGUCCUAUUUUUCCAUUACGAAGACCAGUUAUAGAAAGUGAACCACUGCCAAAAACAGGAAUUAAAUCUACUCCAUUACCAAAUUUAAGCACAGUUGAACCAAAAAUCAUUGAUUUGUUAAGCAUGGCUGAUCAUAAGAUGAAUUGUUUGAGUCAUGAGGUAACAAAAUUUAAGGGAGAACUCUCUUUACAAAUCGACAAUGUACAGACAUUAAAAAGUCAGCUAACUACUAAGGAAAAAGAAAUUUUACGAUUGAAAAAAAUGUUAGAAGGAGGUAGACCAUAUUCUGCUGUUUCUAAAGAUUGUGCUUGUAUAAAAGCAGAAAGCAAUUUUGUAAUGCCUAAUCACAAUAUGGAUGAUAACGAAUUGAAAAUUCUUCAACAAGAAAAGUUGGAGUUGGAGCAACAAUUAAAAGAAGCUUUAAAUAAACAACAUGAUGCUAUGUCUCAAGCACUUAAACUUGCGGAUAGAAAUGAGGAAUUAGAAAAAGAAUUAAGAGAUAUAGACCAUAUUGCAUUAGCUGUAGAAGCUGAUUGCAAUUCUGCAGUUAAGGAAAAUAAUAAAAGAGUUUCUAAAUUACAGGAAAAAUUAGAAAAUGUAAUGGCACGAGUUCAUAUAUUAGAAAGCGAAUUAUCUGUUGAACAUAGAGAGGUACAAAAAUUGAGAGCAGACUUAGAAGCCUGUAGAUCAGAGAAACUUAAUAUUCAACGUACUUUGGAAUUUACAUUAGAUGAAAAAAAGCAGAUGACUAAUAGGAUAAAUGAAUUAACAGUAAUUGAAAAAAAUUUAAAUAACGAAAUUGAAAGAUUGGCCAAGGAAAAUGAAAAACAAAAACAAGAUGUUAUUCAAUUACAAUAUAGCAAUAAAUUAUUAAAAGAACAAAUGAUUACAAAGGAAAUAUUAUUAGACGAUGAUGGUAUAAUCUUAACAGGUGCUAAUGAAAAGGGAAGAAAGAAUGAUUAUGAUACAGGACAAAAUAGAAUAGAAUUUCAAGAAGCUUCUAGGGAGAGAGAAUUUCUUCAAAACGCAAAUAGUGUCGGAUAUAAUAAUAUAUUAAAACAACUAGAUGGAAAAAAGAUUGAAAUAAACGAUUUACAGCAGGUGAUUGAACAAUUAAGGAGGGAAAGGGAUUUCUAUAAAAAUGAAUACAAAAAUAUUAAGGACAAUUACAAUAAAACGAUUGAGAGAGAUCACAUUGAUCUGUGGUCACGAAUUCGAGAAUUGAAAUGUCAAUUAAGUGAAAAAGAAAAUGCAUUAGAUGAAUUACAACGAGAAAAAAAAGAAUUAUAUUGUGAAAAAACUAAUUUGGAAACACGUUUGCAGACUUAUAAAGCUGAAUAUAAAACACCUUAUCGAUCUUGUAAUGUAUGCAAACGUGAUGCUGUAUGUAAUUGUUCUCCUGUAAUGAAAGACAUUGGCAAAACAAAGGAUAUCAUUGAACGUCUGGAACAUGAACGAGAUAUUGCACGGGCCGAUGUCGAUCGUUUAAUUGAAGAACGUGAUGCAUUACGUGAAAGAUUGAAGAUGGCGGCAGAAGCACAUACAUCUGAACAACGUCGUCUGAAAGAAAACUUUACUGAAGUUGAAACUCGGUUGAAACAGAUAGAAAAGGAACGACAAGAGCUUUUACUUACACAAGGAGCCCGAAGAGCAACUAUAAAAGGUCUCGAGGAUCAGUUACAAGACUUGCGAGAAGAGUUAAGACGAACCAAACAAGAAUUAGGAACUCAACGAACGCAAUAUUUCCAACUUCGAGCUCUUCAAGAUCAAACUGAUCAGGCAUUGGGAGAUGCUCAGAAUCAAUUAACGCAAUCGGACUCCGAAUUAAAUAAGGCGUUGGAUCAUAAUAAAAUGAUGGAGGGACAGCAGUUACAACUUGAAAAUCAAGUGAAGGAAUUACAACAGGAAAUAAACAAUCUUAAAGCAAAUAUGACACAAUUGGAUCAUGGAAAAGAUCAAUUGUUGAUGGUAUUGGAUGAAAAGACGGAAAGAAUAGCUAUUUUAGAGAGAGAAGUAAUGUUAAAAGACCAACAAAUAAUGGGAAGUGAGCAACAAAUUCGUGAUUUGCAACACAAAAAUGACAUAUGCGUGGAUCAAAGUGCAGAUCAGAAUAGACAAUUGAGAUCGAUGCAAUUGGAGAUGGAAAAUUUUCAACGACAAUUACAAACGGCUUCAUACGAUCGAGAAAAUGCUAUCCAGGAAAAUCGACGAAUCCAAGAUGAUUUGGCUGCUACUACUUGCGAAGUGAGAAACCUACAGCGUGAAUUAGAAGCAUCUCGUGCUGAAUCAUUUGAUCUGAAGAGGCAACUUCAAACUUACGUUAGCGAGGUUCGCAGGGCCGAGGAGCUUCUUAAUAGAAAGGAAAAUGAAAGAACAGAAAUGUUGAAUCACUUUAGAAGCUUAAGUUUGGAGGCUACCGUUUUGGAAAAUAAUAACCAUAGUUUGGAGUCUGAAGCAGCCGAAGCAAGGGGAGCUCUGCAAUCAGCUAGGGAUCGACUACUGGAUUUCGAACGACAAUUAGCGGAUAAAGAUAGUUUAAUAAGAAGUUAUGAAACACAGAUCAGUGAAUUAACUCAAAAUGUGGCUAGUAUGGAAACUCAGUUACGUCAGCAAGGGGAACAGAAACAUAGAGCAGAAGCUGAUUUAACUGCUGUUAGAGAUCUAUGCAUGAAAUUGGAUCAACAGAAGGAUGUACUUAUGCAACAGUUGGAUGAUAAGGAUACACUUAAAGCACAGUACGACAUGCAGAUUGCUAAAUUAAAAGCGGAGCAAGCUGUAAUUCAAGACCAAAUGAAUAAAGAUCGCGCGACAGUAGAGCGCCUUGAAAUAUUAUUGGACCAAGCAAGACAAGAAUCUAUAACUGUGCAGGCUAAUAAUCAGGAGCUGCAAAAUGAAAUGUCCAGAUUGAGACAGAAAAUGUCUGAACUUCAGAAUAAAUUAUCUUCAGAAUCGACAAAACUCCGACAGUAUCAAACUCAAGCCGCAGAAUAUUGUAAACAGAUUAGUGAUCUUCGUAGGCAAGUUACGAACGAGAGAUUUGAUCGUGCAAGAAAAGAAGAAGAGAAUCGCAGAAAUUCAGAAGGUUUCCCUGAUUCGCUUGCCCAAACUUCAUUUCCUAAUAGUCAAAUAUCUAAUGAGACUAAUGAUGCAAAAUACAGGUCUUUAAACUCAACUCCAGACAGUUUUAAUGUAGAUUUAAAUGUGGUUAUAUAAAGUCAUUUAAUCUACUCUAAUCAAUAGAUAUUUGCAGAAUGAAACAAGCAGAGAAUACAC